This is a messenger RNA of Colius striatus (speckled mousebird), 690 nucleotides long. RefSeq names its product RAB15 effector protein (gene REP15). The record is from RefSeq and is a predicted model, not a curated record. Gene Ontology annotation, biological process: receptor recycling. Lineage: Eukaryota; Metazoa; Chordata; Aves; Coliiformes; Coliidae.
AUGGGCCAGAAGGUCUUGUGUGAGGACAACCAGGAGUGCAAGGCUGAAACUCUACUCAUCUGUGAGGUUUUCAGUCAAGGCAUGGUCCAUGUAUCUCAAAGGCUGAAGAACUAUCUUGGUUUUGUGGAUCCUCAGAGCAAAUUCCAACCAGCCACAAACAUUCUGAGCAAGAUCUUUUUGAUUGACUAUUUCAGCUUCUGCAUGGAAAAGGGAGUGGAGGAAUGUAUCAUGACCAGCAAAAGGACCAAGAAGCAGUGUUACAUAUUCAGGAGGGACAGGAUCUGGUCUCUAGGCGCUGACAAGCAGAUCAAGCUUCAGCUGGUGGAGCAGCUGUCAGUGCAGGCUGUGCAGCCCACGGUGCUGGCACACUGCAGCCCUGAGGCCACACUGUUGGGCCAGCGCUUCCACAGCAGCAUGAAGCUGCUGGCAGAGUUCUGCUGUCUGGUGAGACGGGACUGCCUGGGCUUGCUCAUAAUGUUUGUGGUGCCAGGGAAACCCAAGGACACACCAGGAGUCCUGCUAGACGGCAGCCAGGAGGAGCAGAAAUGCUGCCUGUCGGGCAGGAGUGCCCUGCAGCAAUUUGUCAAUGGUACUGACAGCUUCCUGCCUGCUAAAGACUUGCUGGAGCACUGCCUCAGCACAACAGACGGGUGGAAGGAGGCAGGUAAUGUCUACAUAAGCUUUCAGUAA